Messenger RNA from Bubalus bubalis (water buffalo), 7017 nucleotides. RefSeq names its product solute carrier family 24 member 1 (gene SLC24A1). Lineage: Eukaryota; Metazoa; Chordata; Mammalia; Artiodactyla; Bovidae. Gene Ontology annotation, cellular component: membrane. The record is from RefSeq and is a predicted model, not a curated record. Gene Ontology annotation, biological process: visual perception; intracellular calcium ion homeostasis; long-term synaptic potentiation. The transcript has 14 exons. Gene Ontology annotation, molecular function: calcium channel activity; calcium, potassium:sodium antiporter activity. Bases 1633 to 5115 code for a protein of 1160 amino acids.
GAAGCUACCCAGCGUCUCUCAUCACAAAGAUUUUGCGACGACCGCCACCGACCCCUCUCCCCACAGGACGUCGACUUCGCCGGACCCUGGGCUGUGACCGCCUCUUCUCUCUUUCCCCGUUCUCGGGCUGUUCCUUUUUUGUUUCUGGCCUUCUGCCCACCUGCCUCUCGUUGACGCGUGGGCCUCAAUGAUCUGGGUAACCCCAUGACCUGUUCACAGUCUGUCUCCUCACUCAUGUGGGCCCGUUGGUGCACCAGCUUGACCCUCACUGGUAUUUGCCUCUCUUCCCCGUCCCUCUUCAGACCCCUCACUCAUAUCCUCUGUACCAGGUGACAGACCCCUCUUCCUACUCUUUUUAAAGUAAUCCCUGCUUGAGUAGUGCCCAUACUAAGCAUACUGGGUAUUUUUCGCAGUUGACGCGAGCCAAUUUCCAUAUCAAGACUUUCCCUCUUGGUCUCCUCAGCCUAGAUGCUCACUUUGUCCCUCGCACAGAGUCGGACACGACUGAAGCGACUUAGCAGCAGCAGCUUUUGAGGGAAGCAGGGAGAGGGUUCAGUCAGUUCCCUUGCCCUGGCCAAGGUCACCGCUGAGGAUUUGCACUUAGGCUUUUCUGUGAGGCAUCAUGGGUCCUUGCCUACCUCACCUCUGGCAACCCGGUGUCCCCAUAGCAGCCUUUGCCUCAGCGAGGUCUUUGAGGGGACAAGAAGAGACUUUCUUUCUAACCUCUUGGGAGCCAGGAAAUGUCAGCUAGAGAUAUGCCUGAAUGAAUGCCAGCAAGCCCCUGGCUAGUUAUGGUUCAAAGAACAAUUCUGUACCACAUAGGUUGCAAGUGGGAACAGAAAGGCAUCUAGAAGGCUUUAGGCCUUUGCCUCCUUUUCUUCCGCUCUUCCCUGAUAGGGUGUGGUAGGGGGUGGGUCACGGAGGGAGGAUGUUUUAAACCAAACAACUGAGUCUGACUAGUCACAGUUUGUUCUGUUGGAGAGUGUGGGCUCCAGUUGCUGUAGUUCUUUCCUGUCUCCUCCUUAUAUCAGAGGAGGCAGAGGACGGCACAUCAGUCCAUGGGCAUGUCCCUGGCAGCAUCAGGGGCCAGGGACAGACCGCCUUAUUGGCUUCAGAACUCCUCUUCCAGCUUGGCUGGUCCCGCCAUCUCAAGACUCAGUGCUUGAGCAGGCACUGGACUCUAGGCUUUCAGAAAACCCAGGAAGCAUAAGGACAGUUGAUUAAAAUUGAUGAUGAAAGGUAGAACUAUCAAGAGGACCAUAUCACUUGAGGCAACUGUGGACCACUGUCACAGAGGCUUUGAAAGGCAGAGUGAUUUGGUCUCCAGUCUGGCAGAGUAAAGGAACCACUGAUCCUUUUACUGUCUUCAUGGUUUUGCUUUUCCAGAAUGUCAUUUAGUUGGAAUCAUACAACCCCAGGCCCUUCUGGAUAGGUACCAGACUGUGAAGCUAAAAUCCUGUCUCUGAAGUGAUACCACCCUGAAAUGUCACCCCCUGUUGCAGGUUUGUGGUUACCCCCUGGCUGGACUUCAUUUAGGAAUCUUCUCUGAUUUCUAAUCUGAAUCCCAGAGCAUCCCCCAUUUUUCUGUGGACAAAAUGAGAGGCCUUCUAUAGCCAGGGAUAACUGGCCAUCAUGGGGAAACUGAUCAGGAUGAGGGCACAGGAGAGGCGGUCACUCUGGCCAAAGCGGCUUCAUUGGAGUCGCCCCCUCUUCCUAUUGGGAAUGUUGAUCAUAGGUUCCACCUACCAGUACAUGACGAGCCCGCAGGACCUCCCCACACUGUGGGCAGCAGUCUCUUCCCAACACCCUGUAAAAGUAGCCAGCCGGGACCUUUCCAACAAGGAGAUGAUGAUGGUGAGCAGUGAGACUUCAAAAUCUAGCUCUGAAAUGGAGGUUGAGGCAUGGGCACCGGAAGCCACAGCAGGCAGAGAUGGAACACCACCUGGCAUAGCAAGGAAGAACACCCCCAGUACACCUAGAGGAACAGCCAGCAUCACUCCAACGAUACCCAAUAACUACAGCCCAACACCAACAGGCACAGGAAAAGUUAAGGAAGACACCUCAGCCACACCCAGUGGAGUACUGAAUCACUACACUCAAAGCAGACCAAUGGUAAAUAGUUAUACCCGCUUGACACCCAGGGGAGAAGUAAAGAGCUCCCGCCCAACUCAAUCCAGGGGAAAGGAGGAGAAAUACUCCCCAUCCCCACUUGGUAGAAUGGUAAACAGUUAUGCCCCAUCCACACUCAUGACAAUGCCAAGGAGCCAUGGCAUCACCCCCAGAACAACAGUGAAAGACAGAGAAAUUAUGGCAACCAAGAAAAUGUUGGCGACCAACCCAUCCAAGAGACUAGUGGAGAAAACCACCCCAGCUCCUCUCAAGGGAAUAACUGAUAACACCCCAACCUUCCUGUUAAGUGACUUAGAUACAGACACCUUGACUUCUCCAAGAAAUGUGGUAGAAAAGAAGACCCUAACUACCCCCAGAAGAGUGGACAGUAAUAGCUCAACCAACCACCAGCGGUUGGUGGGGAAAAACAAUCUGACAACACCCCAAGGAAUGGUCCUGGAGCACACUGCGGCCGUCUCUGAGGGGCAAGUGACAAUAAGCACCAUGACACGCAGCAGCCCAGCAGAAACCAAAGCUUCUACUGAUGCUUGGAAAGUGAGGAAUCCCUUGUCCAGAACCAGUGCACCGACCAUCAGAAUAUCCUCAGCCACCUUCAGGGGGCUUUUGAAAAGCCCUUCCAAAGCACCCAGCACCCCAGAAGCUCCCAGGGUUAGGGCAAAUCCGACCAUUCAGGUCCGCCACUGCCUGGUGGUGGAGCCAGCCCCAGUUGCACCCACUGCCCCCUCCCCUAGUUGGACAACAGCUGUGAUCCCAGGGAUUCCUAGUCCCUCAGGACAGCCAGACCUGCACCCCAAGGCAGAGUACCCCCGAGACCUGUUCAGUGUGGAGGAGCGGAGGCAGGGCUGGGUGGUCCUGCACAUCUUUGGCAUGAUGUAUGUGUUUGUAGCCUUGGCCAUCGUUUGUGACGAGUACUUUGUCCCUGCCCUGGGCGUCAUCACAGACAAGCUGCAGAUCUCUGAGGAUGUGGCAGGCGCUACAUUCAUGGCUGCUGGAGGCUCUGCCCCUGAGCUCUUCACCUCCCUCAUCGGCGUCUUCAUCUCCCAUAGCAAUGUGGGCAUUGGCACCAUAGUGGGCUCUGCGGUGUUCAACAUCCUCUUUGUCAUUGGCACUUGUGCCCUCUUCUCCCGGGAGAUCCUCAACCUCACCUGGUGGCCCUUGUUCCGAGACAUCACCUUCUACAUCUUUGACCUAAUGAUGCUCAUCCUCUUCUUCCUGGAUAGCCUCAUUGCAUGGUGGGAGAGCGUGCUCCUGCUGCUGGCUUAUGCCUUCUAUGUGUUCACCAUGAAGUGGAACCAACAGCUCGAACUCUGGGUGAAAGAGCAGCUCAACAAGAGGCCAGUGGCCAAGGUCAUGGCCCUAGGGGACCUCAGCAAGCCAGGCGAUGGGACAGUUGUGGUGGAUGAGCAGCAGGAUAACAAGAAGCUGAAGCUUUCGUCCAUGCUGACCCGAGGGAGCAGCUCGGCCUCUCUGCACAACAGCACCAUCCGCAGCACCAUCUACCAGCUCAUGCUCCACAGCCUGGACCCUCUGGGGGAAGCCCGGCCCUCCAAGGACAAGGAGGAGGAGACCUUGAUUCAGGAGGCAAAAGCCAUGCCUCAGGCCAAAGCAGAGAGCAAACCAGAGGAGGAGCCGGCCAAGCUCCCUGCAGUCACGGUCACACCAGCCCCUGCUCCAGACGUCAAGGGAGAUCAGGAGGAGGAUCCUGGCAGUCAGGGAGUAGGGGCCGAAGCUGAGAACGCAGGCGAAAGGACAGGUGGCGAGGCGGAAGCUCCUGCCGAAGGUGAAAACGGAGAGCGAAGUGGAGGCGACGCUGCAUUAGGAGCUGAAAGUGAAGGAAAAGCAGAGAAUGAAAGUGAAGGUGACAUCCCGGCAGAAAGGAGAGGAGAUGAUGAAGACCAAGGUGAAAUCCAGGCAGAAGCUGGUGAAGUGGAAGGUGAAAUCCAGGCAGGAGAAGCUGGGGAAGUGGAAGGUGAUGAAGAUGAAGGUGAAAUCCAGGCAGGAGAAGCUGGGGAAGUGGAAGGUGAUGAAGAUGAAGGUGAAAUCCAGGCAGGAGAAGGUGGGGAAGUGCAAGGUGAUGAAGAUGAAGGUGAAAUCCAGGCAGGAGAAGCUGGGGAAGUGGAAGGAGAAGAUGGUGAAGUGGAAGGUGGUGAAGACGAAGGUGAAAUCCAAGCAGGAGAAGGUGGUGAAGGCGAAACUGGAGAGCAGGAAUUGAAUGCUGAAAUUCAAGGUGAAGCCAAAGAUGACGAGGAAGGUUUGGAUGGUGAAGGGGGAGGUGAUGGAGGUGACAGUGAAGAUGAAGAAGAGGAAGAUGAAGAAGAGGAAGAUGAAGAGGAGGAAGAUGAAGAGGAGGAAGAGGAGGAAAAUGAGCAGCCUUUGUUCCUGGAAUGGCCUGAGACCAGGCGGAAGCAAGCCAUUUACCUCUUUCUCCUGCCCAUUGUGUUCCCGCUGUGGCUGACGGUUCCCGACGUCCGGAGGCUGGAGGCUAAGAAGUUUUUUGUUAUCACCUUCCUGGGAUCCAUCCUGUGGAUAGCCAUGUUCUCAUACCUCAUGGUUUGGUGGGCUCACCAGGUUGGCGAAACAAUAGGGAUUUCUGAGGAGAUCAUGGGUUUAACGAUCCUAGCAGCAGGCACAUCAAUUCCUGACCUCAUCACCAGUGUGAUUGUCGCUCGGAAAGGCCUGGGUGACAUGGCUGUGUCAAGCUCCGUGGGCAGUAACAUAUUUGAUAUCACUGUGGGCCUGCCCCUUCCUUGGAUGCUCUUCUCGCUCAUCAGUGGAUUGCAGCCUGUUGCUGUCAGCAGCAAUGGCUUGUUCUGUGCAAUUGUUUUGCUUUUUCUCAUGCUCCUGUUUGUGAUCUCGUCAAUUGCAUUAUGCAAGUGGAGAAUGAACAAGAUCCUGGGCUUCACCAUGUUCCUCCUGUACUUUGUAUUCCUGAUAAUCAGUGUGAUGCUGGAAGAUCGCAUCAUAUCCUGCCCUGUAUCUGUCUGAGUCAGAGUCACUAGUGCUCAAAAUGGACAUCGAUCAGAAACCCAUGCCAGAAGUUACUGCACCUCUUGUCACAUUAAAGAAAGAAUGAACCUGAUCUGGGAGAGGGAAGUGAGUGGCCAAGAACCUCUGAUGUGGGUGUGAUGGGGGCUGAAGUUUAUCCUUGGAAGCACCUGCAGUUCAUUGCGGAUUAGGACUCUGGAGGGGUGGUGUUCCUACCACCCCUUCAUGGAGGCCAAGAAGGGCCUGAGUCAGAGGCUUUUCUAAAAUGAGAUAACUGGGAGUGAGGGUUGGGACAGGCAUCACAGCAAUAAGACAAGCACCCGCGUGACAGUACCCUGAUUAUUCCUGAAGGGCUGCUGAUCCAAAACAGGCAGGUGUGGUCUCGCCCUCCUGGCCCUUGCCCCCAGCACAUGCUGCAAUUUGCUGUCUCCUCUUUUACUGUUCAGUGUGCGCUUCUAUCAGGUUUGUACUCCUUACAGUUUAGUUACUGGUGAGUUUAAGGGGACGAAAUCUAUAGAUAAAACAAAGUAUAACAAGAAUCAAUUAUCAUUACACAUCGUAGUCUGGUAAAAUGUGUGUCAAUGUUUUACAGCUUUUUCAAAGGAGAACAUUUGCUCUCAUUGUUGCAUUUCUGAAAAGUAAGCAGCCCAAGAAAUUAAUAAUUUGCCGUUCAGUUGGAAGGUGUGGCUAUUAGGGGAGGAAAACUAUUCUGAGGGUCAUUAUACGUACUUACCCAAGUUUGUGUGGUCUCCAUCAGGUGGGCACCUUGAGCAAUUAGACAUUCUAACAAAGCUGUCCUGGCUGGGCCCCACCCUCUCAUAUUCUCACUUAACGUGGGAGCUGUACCAGUGAGGCAGCAGCAAAGUAAUUUUUUAAAAAGAGUCUAAAGUCAGUAUAUCCAAAUCUGGUUUACAAAGCAAGAGAUCCAGUGGGGCAAUGCUAUUUUUGUAUGUCAUCUGAGACAGGAUUAUAAAGCAGGAAGAUUGAUUUCUUGUGUGGAUUACAAUUGGAUAUUAAGGCGAUUACAAAGGAGAAACACUUAACACAGUGCUAAGAUGGAGAGGAAAAAAAGUGUUACUACCUUCAAGGUAGCUAGUGCAAAGGACACCUGUGUUUUUAAAAAAUUGUGUGGUUAAACAUUUCAUGUGGAAGCUGAAAUGCUUGUAUAUUAAAUAUUGCUGCUUGCUGCCUUUUACUGGCAUCAAGUUAAGGGGCACAUUAAAAAUGAAACAGUGCUAUGCCACUGGCUAUGAAGCAGGAGGAGCUCAGGUGAAUGCAGUUUAUGACAGUAAAUACGGCGUUAAUUACAAACAUGAGAGGAUUCACCGAAGACUAGAAGAUAGCUGGACAGAUGUGAAAUGGGAAAAAAAACUGAAACAUUUUGGUGUUGAAGGGCUGUUUUCAAAGUACUUUAGUCCCUAAUCCAUCUUCUAAGAUGGGCUGGUUAACUUAAUUCAUGGCCUCACUACUCCCAAGAUCCACGUUGUUUGGAAAUAGAAAUGACUUUUACUAAAUUUCAAUAAAUUGUGAGUCCCAAUGAUCUUUUAUUUUACAAAAAUGGAUGUGUUCAUGGCUCCAGAGAAGACUGAUGAAUGCAGGAUCGUAUUCAAAUUCCACAUUCUUAAAUUGGUCAUCUCCUGGCGCUGCCGCACUGCCUGGUCUCCAUACGCUGUGGCCUAGGAGCGAGAGAGGGCAGUGGCCACAGAAGGGAGCUCCCGGUGCCAGGAGCCUGGGCCGCAGCCUGGUCUCUGCCAGCCUCAGGGACGGCUCCUCCUCACCAACAGCCUGGGAGCCGAUGAUCUUCCCCAGUACAACUGAGUGAGGAGUGAUAGACAGUGAAACGUUCUGUAACGAUAAAGUGCUGGACCACCAUUUAAUGAUUAAAAUCAACUAAUAAUCGAA